Molecule: messenger RNA, 1981 nt
Organism: Spizellomyces punctatus DAOM BR117
Lineage: Eukaryota; Fungi; Chytridiomycota; Chytridiomycetes; Spizellomycetales; Spizellomycetaceae
Exons: 6
Coding region: 150-1718 (522 amino acids)
Cellular component (GO): cytoplasm
Molecular function (GO): guanyl-nucleotide exchange factor activity
Source: RefSeq, a predicted model, not a curated record
AACUUUUUCACACUGCUUACUCCGACCGCAAAUCUACAUCUACAUCCAAACUUACUCAUCCUUGGAAAGAGCAACUAAUUUAACACGGAGAAAGCGCAUCUCGAACCACAUAUACCCACUGAACGCUUAGCGAUCUUACAACUGUUGCGAUGCCUCGACAGUCGACUAGACCGACACGCAAAGCAGCAGCCCGGGCUGUAGCAUCACCCAUCUCAAAGGAAAAGCGCAGUCCGUCCACUAGUCCCAAAAAGAACUCCAGCAAGAAGCAAAGUCCAUCCACUAGUCCCAAAAAGAAUUCCAGCAAGAAGCAAAGUCCAUCCCCUAGCCCAAAGAAGGGUGCUAAAAAAGCUGCCCCAGCAAGAAAACGUGGUCGCAACGAGAGCAGCCUGACGCCUGAACCAGAAGAAGUGACGUCGAUUACAAAGGAGAAAGGCGGCGAUCAAGUAAAUGGCAAACCUACUCAAACCUCUCCGCGCGCCAAGAGACAAAAAGCUGUGUCAGACUUCAACAUUCCCUUCCCAUAUACUAGGACUGGUGACGUUUUUGUCGUCGGUAGUGGCGACUGUGGUCAGUUAGGGCUCGGCCCGGACGUCUUGGAAAAAGAAAGAGUGGGUCUAUUGCAGUACUUUCGCGACAAGAAAAUUGUAUCCAUUGUCGCUGGCGGCUUGCACAAUAUUGCUCUUGACAUCAAUGGCAAGAUGUAUAGUUGGGGCUGCAACGAUCAGUUGGCCCUUGGUCGUGGGGGUGAAGAGACCGAACCUGCUCCGGUCGAAGGCUUGGAAGACAAAGUCGUAGUUCAAGUGGCAUGUGGUGAUUCUAUUAGCGCAGCUCUUACAAAAGAGGGACAAGUAUACACUUGGGGCACGUUCCGCAAUUCAACUGGUAUCUUCGGCUAUUACCCUGGUAUCGAAAUUCAGCCGCGCCCAAGGCUCGUGAAGGAGCUUCCCAAGCAUGUUGCUCAGAUCGCCGCCGGUACCAAUCAUUUGGUCGCAAUCACUAAAGAGGGCAAGAUGUACACCUGGGGCGUCGGCGAACAAGGCCAGCUCGGUCACAAAGUCAUUUCCCGUCACACUAAAGAAGGUUCUCUCAUACCGCGCCGUAUCAACUUUUAUCCCAAGGGCAUCAGUAAAAACGGGCGUCGUGUGAAAAAGAACUUCACCAGGGUGUUCUGUGGAGGAUAUACUACAUAUCUUGUUCACGAAAGCAAUGCCGUUUACGCCUACGGCCUGAACAAUUACGGACAGUUAGGUGUCGGUCCAACGUCAGAAGAAGUUUAUGAUCCCAUGCUUAUUGAUGGGGUGGAUCCCGAAAACGGCCUCCAAGCCAUCGCCGGUGGUGAGCAUCACACACUAUUACUAGAUGAUAAAGGGGAUGUCUACGCCUUUGGACGUGGCGACUCUGGCCAGCUCGGACUGGGCAACACCGUGGAGCGCCAGGACACGCCAGUCAAGAUCCCAACCCUUUCCAAUGUUCGUUCCAUCAGUGCCAACGGCUCGUUCUCUCUUGCUGUCUGCCAUCCGGUGGAAAACGAAACCGUGAGCAACUUUUAUACAUGGGGCUAUGGCGAUAUGGGACAAUUAGCGAACCAAGGAGCUGGAGACGAAGAAGCCCCUUUCCAUGUUGACUUUAAGGGUCGAGAAGCCAUCACAGCUAGUGCGGGUGGGCAGCACACAGUAAUUUUGGUCCAACCCAGACCCGCACAGCCCAAAUCUGAAUAGUGGCAGGACACACUGUCCCCCACACGUAGCAAGGCGCAUAUACAUGCGGCUUAUAUUGUCAAUGGUGCUUUUGAUACCCUAUGUUUUUGGAGUAAAAGCACCAGCGACUUUCGUUGGUUGAGGAAAGGCAUUGUUUUGACGAUGUCUGUAAGCUUAUAAGCUUACCUUUUGCAAGACAUAAGACACGACUGUAAAUUUCUUUUUUUGUAUUGCUUUGGAAAAAAGAAUAAUAGAGUGGAGAAAAGACCAUGAUAUCUAACUGA